Molecule: messenger RNA, 1606 nt
Organism: Rubroshorea leprosula
Lineage: Eukaryota; Viridiplantae; Streptophyta; Magnoliopsida; Malvales; Dipterocarpaceae
Source: the annotation of a GenBank genome assembly
AGUACAUUAGUCAAUUAAUAACAGAAAGAUAUCUCAAUGAAUAUUCUUACAAUUCUCUUUUUUGGAUUUUUUAGUCUUACCAGCUUCUGCAAUGGACUUUGCAUAGAGAGAGAGAGGCAAGCACUCUUGAAGUUGAAGCAGAGUUUGGUAGAUCCUGCACACCGUCUUGCCUCUUGGUCUGCUGAUAAUGGAGAUUGUUGCAGAUGGAAAGGAAUUGUCUGCCAUAAUUUGACCAGCCAUGUCCUCCAACUCCACCUCAGUGCUCCCACUUAUACUGAGGACUUAUAUGAUCUUGGUGAUGCUUAUCAAGAGAUUAAUGUGACAUCACAACUUAGGGGUCAAAUGUCGAAUGCCAUUGGAGACAUGAACUUUGUUGUUAACUUGGACUUCUCGGAAAAUAGUGAUCUUAAAGGCAAAAUCCCAAUGUCAAUGGGAAAUCUUUGCAGCUUAAGGUCAAUUUCAUUCUCUGGUGUCAACUUGAGUCAAGAGAUAUCUGAUGUCUUAGAAGUGUUUUCCGGGUGUGUUUCAAAUGCAUUACAGUCAUUGGAUUUAAAUGGGAACAUUCCUCCAUGGAUUGGAAUUAGCCUUACAAAGCUGAUAAUCAUGAGUCUUCGUUCAAACAAGUUUUGGGGACACAUUUCAAAGGAAUUAUGUGCACUUAGUUCUCUCCAAAUCCUGGAUUUUGCUCACAACAAUCUUUCUGGAAGCAUUCCAAGGUGCAUUGGUAACUUAAGUGCCAUGGUUAUGGAUUACCAUUCUUCCAGGUACAACUUUGAGAGCUAUUUUGUUGUUAAUUACGUGGGGGGCAUCAAUUUCCUGCUUAAAACAUUUGCUGAUCAGAGAACCUAUUUUCUGGAGGAUGUAUUUGUUGUGAAGAAAGGUCAGGUCCUUGACUAUAGCAAAACCCUUUACUUGGUCAAAGUAAUGGAUUUUUCAAGCAACAAUUUAUCAGGAGAGAUCCCUUCAGAAAUAACCAUUUUAAAUGAUUUGCAAUCCCUGAAUUUGUCCCACAAUUUUUUCAGCGGAAGGAUCCCUGGAGACAUUGGCAGCAUGAGAAUGUUAGAAUCACUUGAUCUCUCAGUAAAUGAAUUGUCUGGUUCAAUUCCUCAAAGCAUGGCGAAUUUGACGUUUUUGGGUUGCCUAAACUUGUCCAAUAACCAAUUGAGCGGGAGAAUUCCUUCAAGCACCCAGUUGCAGAGCUUCAAUGCAUCUAGCUAUGGGGGCAACAAACUUUGUGGCCCUCCACUAAUGUAUAACUGCAGUGAAGUUGGUUCAAAACCUGACAGUCGAAACAGUGGUGGAAGAGGUGAAGAUCAUGGAGCGGAAAUAAAUUGGUUCUUUGUGAGCAUGGCACUUGGAUUCAUCGUCGUAUUCUGGAGUUUUUUGAGUCCUUUGGUGAUUAACAGGCGUUGGAGGUACAGAUAUUACCAAUUUCUUGAUGAUAUGUGGUGGAAAAUCAGUGAUUUUGCAUGCAGAUGUUUCUAAAAGCUUUAUGCAUCCCUUUUGAGUUUUGAGCGUAUUGUUUUCAUGAUUUUAUGUUAAUUAGAAAUUUUAAGGUUAAAUGCUAAAUUUGGGCCCUCAACUUUAAGAAAUACACAUUUUUGAU